AUGGAUGAAGCGGUGACGAGGACUCCAAAGUCACAAGAUGUCCGCCUCCCGUUGUCCGGCGACGAGAUCCCCGAAAACGGACCCACCAGAAAAUUGCUGGGCAAUAAAGAGCCAAAAAGCCGCCUCUUCCGCCUGAAGAUCCUGGCGUUCGUUUGUGUAUCCCAGGGCGGCCUGCUGCUAAUCGCGGCCCUAAUUGUACUGUAUUUUUACUCGGCCAUCACCCGAUACCACAUUCCCAAGAAUGAACACGGA
Messenger RNA from Mesorhabditis spiculigera, 252 nucleotides. The record is from the annotation of a GenBank genome assembly. NCBI's taxonomy places the organism in Eukaryota, Metazoa, Nematoda, Chromadorea, Rhabditida, Rhabditidae.